AUGGAGAACAGUCAGAGGUUGUCAAAAUCUCUUUGGAUUGAUGAUUGUUUUGUGUUUACCACAGCUUCGAAAAAACUUAACUAUAAUGGAGGAGAAAUUGUAACAAACGCGCAUGUGGACAGACCUCUCUAUUUGGUACCCUUGAAUUUUGUUUUGGGUUCUCGACACAAUUCAAAGAAGCAGCGUACUGGGGAAGCGCACUUCUUCGAGAAACAAGGUUUCAAAAGACAAGCUCUUGCUGUUUCACAGGAUCCAAAUCACAAGUGA
This is a messenger RNA of Cylicostephanus goldi, 267 nucleotides long. NCBI's taxonomy places the organism in Eukaryota, Metazoa, Nematoda, Chromadorea, Rhabditida, Strongylidae. The record is from the annotation of a GenBank genome assembly.